Messenger RNA from Dermacentor albipictus, 2924 nucleotides. RefSeq names its product Hormone receptor 51 (gene Hr51). The record is from RefSeq and is a predicted model, not a curated record. NCBI's taxonomy places the organism in Eukaryota, Metazoa, Arthropoda, Arachnida, Ixodida, Ixodidae. Gene Ontology annotation, molecular function: RNA polymerase II cis-regulatory region sequence-specific DNA binding; zinc ion binding; nuclear receptor activity. Gene Ontology annotation, biological process: cell differentiation; anatomical structure development; positive regulation of transcription by RNA polymerase II.
UGGGGCGGCAAACGCGUGGCUUUUGGCGAGGCGCGCGGCGCAGGAAAUCAGCGUCUCGGCUCUCGAUGGAUGCGGCCGCGACCAGGACCCACAGCCCGCCGUCGCGGAGCAGCCUCGCGUCGUCCGACGAGCACGAGUCUAGCCCAUCGCCGGUGACCCGCCCGUGCCCGUCGGGUGACCCGUCGCCGUGCGGAGCCCGACUGUCGCUGUGCGCCUCCCCGGCCACCGUAUCCGUGCACGGCUACCUGCAAGGGGCAGCUGCCGCCGCACGACAGCUUGGAAUCACGGUCGACGGCGGCGGCCCGCCCCCGUCCCUGCGCGGCGGCGGCGGCGGCCAGGCUUCGUCGGACGAGUCCCGCUGCACGUCGGGCGGCUCGCGGCGCGGUGCCUCGCCGGGCCUCACGUGCGUCGUGUGCGGCGACACGUCCAGCGGCAAGCACUACGGCAUCCUCGCCUGCAACGGGUGCAGCGGCUUCUUCAAGCGAAGCGUCCGCAGGAAGCUCAUCUACAGGUGCCAAGCCGGCACCGGUAGGUGCCUGGUGGACAAGGCGCACCGGAACCAGUGCCAGGCGUGCCGCCUCAAGAAGUGCCUCCAGAUGGGCAUGAACAAGGACGCAGCGGUGCAGAACGAGCGCCAGCCGCGCAACACGGCCACCAUCCGGCCCGAGUCGCUGGCCGACUCGGAGCGGCUGCUGCGCGAGGGCGCCGCCGUGGGCGUGUUCCCGCACGCGCCCAGCGCCGCGGCCGCCGCCGCAGCCGCUGCAGCCGCGGCCGCGCGCUACCUGGCGCUGGACCGGGCCGCCUCCCAGCAGCAGCAGCAGCAGCAGCAGUCGCGCGAGCUGCAGCACCACCGGCCCGCCAAGUACGAGCGCCGGGACGACGCGCCCACCAAGGAAGAGGACACCUCCGAGUCGGGUGGCUGCCGGGACGACAUCGGCAACGGUGGCGGGCUCGGCGACGCGUCGCUGACCACGGCGACCAGCCGGCGUUCCCCUGUGGGGCUGCUGCCCCCGCCCCUGCUGUGCCAGCAGCAGACGCAGCAGCCCAUGCCGGGCUACGGCGAGUUUCCCCUGUACCCGGUGGCCCAGGAGAGCGUGUACGAAACGUCGGCGCGCCUCCUCUUCAUGGCGGUCAAGUGGGCCAAGAACCUGCCGUCCUUCUCCAACCUGCCCUUCAGAGACCAGGUGAUCAUCUUGGAGGAGACGUGGUCCGAGUUGUUUCUGCUGUGCGCCAUUCAGUGGUGCCUGCCCCUGGAGGCGAGCCCACUGUUCAGCCCAGCCGAGCACGCCGCGCUCGCACUGCACAACAACGGAACCCCGGGCGGAGGUGGCGGCGGCCAGCAAGGGCAACAGGGCGCAGCGCAGAACCACAACUCCAAGGUGGCUCCGCUGACCGACGUGCGCAUCCUGCAGGAAGUGCUGGCGCGCUUCCGGGCCAUCGGCGUCGACCCCGCUGAGUUCGCCUGCCUCAAGGCCAUUCUACUCUUCAAAGCCGACUCCCGAGGCCUGAAGGACGCGCACCAAGUGGAAGCGCUGCAGGACCAGGCGCAGCUCAUGCUGCAGCAGCACGUCAAGACGCAGCAUCCAACGCACCCUGUCAGAUUCGGCCGGCUGCUGCUGAUGCUGCCCUCCCUGCGGUACGUGCCGGCGGAGCGAGUCGAGGCCCUCUACUUCCAGCGCACCAUCGGCAACACGCCCAUGGAGAAGCUGCUCUGCGACAUGUUCAAGUGCUGAUCGCCAAGCACGCCCCACCACCGCGCGACCUCCGUGCGCGGUUAUCCGUAGGUUCACGUGAACGUCCAGAGUUCUGGAAGGUAUGCUGCUCCUUCGAGGAAGAAAGACGCGACUACGCCAACUUUCUUGUCCGCGUCUAAUCGUUCACCCACGGUCGACGCAAGGCGUAAACUGUAGAACCACGUGGGAUCCUGUACAGAUCGCCCUUCAUCCCCCCUGCGAUUGCUACCUAGUCCAACAUGGCUGCGGGUGGUUUCACGGACGUACUCGCACAGUACAAACAACAAAGUGCAUCCAUCGUAUUGCUCCCCGCCUUCUUGCGUGGGCCACGUACGCCCCAUUCCAUGCCCUUACCCUCCCCCCCCCCCCCCCCCUCCCUCCGCAUUCAUUUUUCUGGAAACCAAGCCAACAAGAAGACAAUAUGUGCCAAAAAAACCUGUUCUUUUGACGGACUCGACGCUUCGGCCGUCACCCGCGAGAUUCUUCUCCGCCACUUCCAGCACAGCGUGAAUCAUUCCAUGUAAUUCAGUCACGAAAGAAAUGACUGAUUCAGGACAACCAGUAAGCAGCAUGAGGAGAAUCGGGAAGAGUGCAACACCAAUGCAGCGUCGUGUCGCCAACUCCCUUCGGGCCGACCCAUAAGGUUUUGGUGAAUAAAUGCUCUUAGAUGCUAUGUAAAAAAGAAAGAAAGGACGCCCCUUGUGCCGGCGUUGUUCCAAGAGCAUGUGCCGUCUUUGUACUGACACUCGUGCUGCAAUAACUGAGACGAACUGCAAUAUUUGCAUUGAUCAUUCGUUUCCAAAGCUGCCAAAACUGCAUAACUGUCUCUUUUACAGUCGGUCGAGCUUAAAAAGAAAGAACACGAUCAAAAUCCCGUUUCAAAUGCCGUCGAUUGUAUGACUUACAUGGCUUGUUCGAUUAGAAGCUACGGUGAUGCGACACGCAGCUUAAAUAAACGAGAAGAUGUCCCGUCUCAGAGUUGUCGGUGCGUAUUUUGAGACUUGCUGUAUGCCACUGUGAUCGUGCUUAAUUUUCGGCCGACUGUAAACUAAACAAUUUGCCGGUGCGCUUCUCGGUGCAGGCGUGUUACUACUUCCUGCUUUGUGUAUUAUCACCCGACAUUUCCCUUGCAUGAACCAUGACGAUAAGUUAUGCCAUGUUACAGUAUUACAGUGUCGCCAAUGCAUUUUA